GACCAAUGCCAUGCCCCACGGCAUGUGCCAUGUGCCCCUAAACUUGUCGUCCCCCCCUAAUUCGUGCUGUCGGAGCUCCUCCCCUCGAACUCGUAACCCUUCACUCGCCCACUCUACUCUGUCUCUCUCUCUCUCUCUCUCUCUCUACCUUACUCCCCAAGGGCGACUGGCACAUUUGACUUCUUACCCUCGAUUCGAGCCUGCGCCGCCCGUUCUCGACCCCAUUCUUCGCCGCCCGCCCCUGCGCGAGCGACCCAAGACGACAUCGAGCGAAAUUCGAGUUACCCACUGGGACCUCACGCCACGCAUCCCUGAUACCUCCCCUUCAGGCAGACUACUCUCGUCCACGAAACGGCCGACCGGCGAACGACAGCGUACAACAUUCAUCCCUCACCAGGAGGUCUCGAGCGCCACAAGGUCGUUGCUUGAUGGCCACUGGCUGAGCUGAGGCAAUCCCCUGUUCACGUCUCCUCCCUGAACACCCGGCUGCCUCGCCGGGGAACCAUCGAAGCCAUGUCUAAGCAGGACGACGACGUGGCCUCGGCGGCGCAAGACAGUCAACAGAACCAUCAAGCACAAGAGUCAAAAGAUGUUGCUGCCCCGUCCCCACCGGCCUCGGAGCCAGAUGCUGCUGCCGAGAAUGACUCGUUUGAAGAUGCUGUCGACGCCGUGUCCGUGCGGUCCCUGACAAAAAGAUCUGCAUCCGCCAGCAAGAGCCCGCCACCUCCCGACGCUGAGCGAGACACCAAGCCCGAUGCGAACGACGACACUGGGGAUGGUCGCCGUGACUCGUCCGGGACUGAUACCAAGCCUCAGCAACACCGGUCCUCGUCGCAAGUCUCCAAACGCAUAUCGCACGACUCAAAUCUCGAUAAUGUCGAUCUGGACGAUGAAGCCCCGGCCAAGGCCAAGGAGUCGCACAGCCCUGUCGAAAAAGAACCGUCCGGCAGAAAGCUGUCUCUGGGCGGCCUCACCAGCGCUUUGCCCUCCAUGCCCUGGUCGCCCCAACCCGAGUCGCCCGCAAAGAGUCCGAGACCACCGUUGGCCGCGGUUGCCUCACCGCCUCCAGAGCCCAAGCCACAACCUCCCACCCGAAAGCUUACAAGCCCCUUCUCGUGGCUUUCGCGCAACACAUCUAGCAAGGACAAUCAAACCUCUCCACCUGUACAAGCAUCCACGAGAAGGAAUACGGCUAGCUCCAUUGCGACCCUGAUGAGCAACCCGGAGAUGAUGUUGAGCCGUUUGGAGGAGGAGAGCGAAGGUACGCCCAAUGGCAAAGCCGCCCCGAACCGCGAGAGCCUCAAGGACAGGUUUAAAGCAGUCCGUAUGCGAGAGGAGGCUGGCAUUGCGGGCGGCGGCGGGGGCUCAGAUGGGGCCACCGAUGCGCUAGGCCUGGUCAACCAAGCUGGGGAUGCCUCACCCACCGAAAAGACCCCUACACAAUCUCUUCCUGGGCCAGACAAGGCGCUGGCCCCCGGGACAGCCUCGGGUGUCAAUGUUGGCCCGUCAGCCAUGCCGGACACACAGGUUGACUGGGAUCUGUGGCAGUCAGUCGUCUAUGAGGGACCUGCCGCAGUAGCCCGCACCAGUGCCGAGGAGCUCAACAAGGCCAUCGCCACGGGAAUACCCCAUGCCAUUCGGGGAGUUAUUUGGCAGGUUCUAGCACAGAGCAAGAACGAGGAUCUUGAGGCGGUUUACCGAGAGCUUGCAGCGAGGGGCACGGACAAGGACAAGAACAGACAGAGCAACAGCACAACGUCGAGCACAGUCAGCAAUGGCAACCUCAGCACACACAGCGGCGACGCAGCAUCCUCGGCAUCAUCCGUGCACUCUGAACAGUCUGCCGGCAAUGGUAGCAUCUCCCCGAAGGGAGAAAAGAGCGCAGAGGCCAUUGCUAAAGCGCAAGCUGCAGCCACUGCUGAGCGCAAAAAGCGAGAAAAGGAGGAUGCUGCGGUAUUGCAGAAGCUGGAGAAGACCAUUCGCCGCGAUCUUGGGGCCCGUACAAGCUAUUCGAAGUUUGCGGCCGCCGCCGGGCUUCAGGAGGGCCUGUUUGGUGUCUGCAAGGCCUACGCUCUCUUCGACGAGGGGGUGGGAUAUGCACAGGGCAUGAACUUUCUGAUAAUGCCCCUGCUUUUCAAUAUGCCAGAGCAGGAGGCCUUCUGCCUUUUAGUUCGCAUGAUGAACCACUACCGCCUCCGGGACCUCUUCAUCCAGGAUAUGCCGGGAUUGCACAUGCACCUCUACCAAUUUGAGCGACUGCUAGAGGAUGUCGAACCUGCACUAUACUGUCACUUACACAGGCGAGGCGUCUCACCACAUCUUUAUGCCACACAGUGGUUCCUGACAUUGUUCGCGUACCGUUUCCCUCUUCAGCUGGUGCUUCGAAUCUACGACCUGAUUCUGUCCGAGGGCCUGUCGGCAAUCCUCCGCUUUGGUAUUGUGCUGAUGCAGAAGAACGCCAGCACGUUGCUGGCUAUUUCGGAUAUGCAACAGCUCACGACGCACCUUAAGGACAAGCUCUUCGACGUGUAUAUCGACAAGGACCCGAGCCAAGGAAGCAUUCUCGAGAAUGGUUUCUUCGGAAGCUCUAGUUCGAGCAUGGACAAGGAAGUGUACAGGGCAGACCAGCUGAUCAGGGACGCCUGCGAGGUUAAGAUCACGCCCGAGACACUGAAAUUGUACACGGCCGAGUGGGAAGAAAAGACAAAGGCCGAGCGAGACCGCGAGAUAGAGCUGCUGGAACUCCGCGCGGCGAACCAGAACUUUGCCAUCCAGGUCCGGAAGCUGGAAGAGCGCGUCCAGGUGUGCGACCGUGAACAAGCUGCCCUAGCCACGGAGCUCGUGCACACGAAGGUGGAGAACGAGGAGCUGCGGGACGAGAACGAGAGCCUCAAGGGCCAGGUCCGAGAACUGAAGGUUGUCAUCGAGCAGCAGCCUGCCGAAAUUGAAGAGAAGUGGAACAUGGAGAGGGACGACUUGAUGAAGCGGAACGGGAACGUCCACGAGGAGAAUCAACGCCUGGAGAAGGAGAUGUCCGAGCUGGAAGAGGAGCUUGUCCAGACGAAGAUGCAAUACGCUGAGAUCAACUCGCAGCAUGAGGCUCUGACUCGCAAAUGGGCCGACUUGAAGCGUCAAUUUUCGUAGGCGUAGGGGCGGAGUGAUGGAACCCGCUCCCAUACCUGGGGUCGGGAGCAUCAGACAAGACAGCGCCUUGCUGCAAUGGACCACAGGUGUCAUUCGCACAAACUCGGUCGUUUUGAGCGCGCGUUUCUCUCACACAAGUGUCAUCGUGUCGACACAGGGUGCUCUGUUUGUAAGAUGAGGCGUCGGAAGCAUUAUCUGGCGCGAUGGUCGUGAACACACGAUUCAGGGGCCUUUUCUGCCCCGAGGGAAGAAGAAAAAUCCAAGGCAUGAAACGUUUGGAGGCAUUCAUAUGUCGAUAUCGGUGACAAGCAGUCUCAGCCGAGGACAGCGGCGUCUGGCGACAUGUGACUAGAAAUGUAUUGUUGGUGAGAAGCCUUCCGCUUCUGCCUUGACUGGCAGCCAAGAGCGGCCAAAUAACUUAGGUGGUCACUGGGGGACAAAAGGUACACAACGACCCGUUCAAUUUGAAUGCGCGUGCCAAGAGUGUCAUAAUGUCUUGGUUGUGAGAAAUAUCUUUUUGAUUCCUUAUGGACCCGUCCCGAUGCUUAUGAAGCUCUUCAUGCCCUGAAACGAC
This is a messenger RNA of Purpureocillium takamizusanense, 3718 nucleotides long. RefSeq lists its product as uncharacterized. The coding region runs from base 514 to 3144 and encodes 876 amino acids. The transcript is spliced from 5 exons. The record is from RefSeq and is a predicted model, not a curated record. Lineage: Eukaryota; Fungi; Ascomycota; Sordariomycetes; Hypocreales; Ophiocordycipitaceae.